AUGAGGGACGUCGCAAAAUAUCUGAGCUCCAAGCAAAAUACUGUAGAUCAAGAACUAGCAGCAGAAUGGGCUAAGCUGGAAAGCCUUUACAACAAGAAACUAUGGCAUCAGCUUACCAUCGAAAUGCUCGAUUUCGUCAAGCAUCCGAGCUUACAGUCAAAUAACGAACUUGUACAGCUUUACGAAAAUUUCGUGGCCGACUUUGAGAACAAAAUUAAUCUUCUCUCUCUUACGGAGAUGUGUGCUGUGAUUGUGAAGCAAAUGGGAACUCCUGAAGACCGUUUGUCCUUCCUUAAGCAGCUUCAAGAAAAAGUCAAGGCAAAUAAAGAAGCAUUGGCACUUUGUAAAGUUCUAAGUGGAGGCAUAAUCUUACAUGAAAAAGGAGACCAGGCUGAAACUAAGAAUAUCAUGGAAGAAAUUGAAAAAAUUCUUGAUGAUACAGAUGGAAUAACUCCUGUACAUGGCAGAUAUUACUCACUUUGCAGCGAUUUCUACCGUAUUUAUGGGAAACAUGCUGACUUUUACCGUGCAUCUCUGAGGUAUCUGGGUUGUAUCGAACUUACAAGUUUAAGUGCUGCAGAACAGAAAAGUCAAGCCUUUCAUCUUGGAAUUGCUGCCUUACUUGGAGAGGGAAUUUACAAUCUUGGGGAAUUGCUGGCACAUCCUGUCUUGGAAUCACUGAAAAACCAGGAAGAAAGCUGGCUGGUGGACUUGUUAUUCAUAAUGAAUGCUGGUGACAUUGCAGGUUUUCACAAACUAAGACCAAGAUGGUCAUCGCAAGCAGAUCUCGUCACAAAUGAACGUAUUGUGUUGCAGAAGAUUACGCUUUUAGCACUCAUGGAGAUGACUUUCAAGCGUCCCGCAACUAAACGCAAUUUGUCAUUCAAAGACAUUGCUGCUAGCACGGGAGCACGGGAAGAUGAAGUUGAAUUGCUAGUAAUGAAGGCAUUGGCACAAGGGCUCUUGAAAGGUACGAUCGACCAGGUUGAUUCUAUUGCCCAUUUCACCUGGGUUCAACCGCGUGUCCUUGAUAAAACACAGCUGUCUUCUAUGAUGACACGAUUGGAGAACUGGUGUAAAGAUAUUGAAUCAGUGGAAACUCUGGUUGAAACUAAAGCAAACGACAUAUUAACCAUGUAAAAUCAGACUGUCCCGUUUUCCAUGAAUAAACCUGUUUGAAAAACGUA
Daphnia magna is the source of this 1187-nucleotide messenger RNA. It is a transcript of the gene Rpn9, whose product is annotated as 26S proteasome non-ATPase regulatory subunit 13. Gene Ontology annotation, biological process: ubiquitin-dependent protein catabolic process. The coding region runs from base 1 to 1140 and encodes 379 amino acids. Lineage: Eukaryota; Metazoa; Arthropoda; Branchiopoda; Diplostraca; Daphniidae. The transcript has 6 exons. The record is from RefSeq and is a predicted model, not a curated record. Gene Ontology annotation, molecular function: structural molecule activity. Gene Ontology annotation, cellular component: proteasome regulatory particle, lid subcomplex; cytosol; nucleus.